AUGAGUGCAUCGAAGAAGACGGCGGGUGUUUCAACGUUACCUCAAGAAAUUCUCAUGGAGAUCCUCUCCAAGCUUCCUGCUAAAACCCUAGUACGAUUCAGGUGCGUUUCUAUAUUCUUCUGCGCUCUCAUAGCUGACCAUGGCUUUGGCGUUUUGAAUCGCAGCUUCUCCUUGACCCUUCCCAGUAGAGCGGGCCUUCUAAUCUCUAUCGACGUUCGACCACCGCACCCUCCCCCUUACCGUCGUGUAUAUUACACCCUAAAUUUCAGCGAAGAAGAAAACCCCCGCCGGGGAAUUCUCCAAGCCAACCGUGUCGGCUUCCUAGGCGCUGAACCCUUUCUACUCUCCUCUUCCUCUGACGGCCUGAUUUGUGUGUCCAAAUUCAAUGGAGACGUCGAUGUUUGCAACGUUAGUACGGGACAGCAUAUUUUCCUUCCAAGAUUAAUCCAAUACAAGGAUUGUGCACUGCUGUUGGGGUACGAUUCACAAUCUAAAAGAUACAAGGUUUUGAUGUCAAAGAUUGAUAGAGAGAGCACCUACUAUGAGUAUAAGCAAUGGGUUUUUACUGUGGGCGUGGAUAGAUCAUGGAGGGAGAUCAAAAACUACGGUUCCUUCCCCUUCUACCCCAUUGAUGAUGGGUAUAGCUACCGUUACUAUUCCAAUAAUGGUGUUUACAAUUCUAGUGUUUACAUUGACGGUGUUAUAUAUUCCUAUAAUAGGCCAACUAAACAUAGCCAGUUUCUUAGACUCCAUAUAGUAGCAUUUGACGUUGGGUGCGAGAGUUUUUCUGUGAUAAUCCUUCCGGAUGAAGUUUCAUCACAAUCAUAUUUAUUUCUUCAAAAUUCUGCAUUGCUGGAAGUUGGAGGUCGACUAGCUAUGGUUCUUAUUCAUGUUCCUACUCUAUUUGGAGGAGUAGAUGGUCUAUGCUACAUGAAUGUUUGGAUUUUGGGAGAAAUCUAA
Molecule: messenger RNA, 960 nt
Organism: Ipomoea triloba (trilobed morning glory)
Lineage: Eukaryota; Viridiplantae; Streptophyta; Magnoliopsida; Solanales; Convolvulaceae
Product: F-box/kelch-repeat protein At3g06240-like
Exons: 1
Coding region: 1-960 (319 amino acids)
Molecular function (GO): protein binding
Source: RefSeq, a predicted model, not a curated record